Messenger RNA from Ipomoea triloba (trilobed morning glory), 1168 nucleotides. Its product is annotated as polygalacturonase-like. The transcript is spliced from 4 exons. The record is from RefSeq and is a predicted model, not a curated record. Gene Ontology annotation, biological process: carbohydrate metabolic process. Bases 5 to 1168 code for a protein of 387 amino acids. Lineage: Eukaryota; Viridiplantae; Streptophyta; Magnoliopsida; Solanales; Convolvulaceae. Gene Ontology annotation, molecular function: polygalacturonase activity.
GGCUAUGUUUGUAAUGAUUUUGACGGCUGUAUUAUGUGUAAUCGGCGCAUCAAAUGCAGCAUCGACGUCGUACAAUGUGUUGCAGUUUGGCGCCAAACCGGACGGCAAAACCGACUCCACUCAGCCGUUCCUCAAGGCGUGGGUGGCGGCGUGCACCUCAGUGAAGGCGGCCAUGAUUUAUGUGCCCAAAGGGCGUUACGUCAUUAAGGCGGCGGAGUUUCGGGGGCCAUGCAAGAAUUCCAUUACUGUGAGGAUUGAUGGAACGCUCAUCGCUCCCUCCGAUUUUCGAGCUCUCGGAAACGACGACCACUGGAUAUUGUUCAUUAACGUUGACCGGUUAUCGGUCAUCGGAGGAAGUUUCGACGGUAAGGGAGCUGGCCUUUGGGCUUGCCGGAAAUCCGGCAAGAAUUGCCCUGCCGCUGCCAGGUCGAUAACAUUCAACUGGGCAAACAACGUUGUGGUGAGAGGCUUAACGUCGGUGAACAGCCAAGGAAUGCACCUCGUAAUCAACAGCUGCAACAACGUUAGGGUUCAAAACGUGAAAAUUAUAGCCCCCGGCGACAGUCCCAACACUGACGGCAUUCACGUCCAGUCCUCCAACGGAGUUACCAUCACCGGCGCCUCAAUUAACACCGGAGACGAUUGCAUAUCAAUCGGCCCGGGAACGCGAAACCUGUGGAUGGAGAAAAUACAGUGUGGGCUUGGACACGGUGUCAGCAUUGGGAGUCUGGCAAGGGACUUCAAUGAAGACGGAGUCCAAAACGUGACAUUAAUAAACUCAAUUUUCAAAGGUUCAGACAAUGGAGUGAGGAUCAAGUCAUGGGCAAGACCUAGUACAAGCUAUGUAACCAAUAUCAACUACCGCAACAUUGUUAUGCGGAGCGUGCAGAACCCUAUCAUCAUCGACCAAAACUAUUGCCCUAACAAUGAAAAUUGUCCAAGCCAGAGCUCGGGGGUAAAGAUUAGCCGGGUGACGUACCAAAACAUACAAGGGACAUCAGCGACACAGGUUGCCAUGAAAUUUGAUUGCAGUGCAAGUAAUCCGUGCAGAGGGAUUAAGUUGCAGGACAUAAAGCUGACCUAUGUGGAUAAAACAAAGGCAAAAUCCUACUGCAAGAACAUAGGUGGCAGCGCCGGAGGGGUUAUCUUGCCGGAAAACUGUUUGUAA